GAUGUUGGAAACCAAAAGGAGCUCACUAGCACUUCGUCUCAGUCCACAAUCAUCUCUUGACUGAACUCUAUCUGUGGAUUCUCUGGCAAAGCUGUCAUCGGCCAUCUGCAAGCUGAAUACCCGGUUUAUAAAGCAUCAUCAGAUCUGCCUGAAAGAGGCUGUAUUCUUGAACAAUCAGUAAUGGAAUCCCAAGCAGUACACUGGCUCUUUUUAUUAUCGAUAUUUAUUUUGAGGAUGCUACCAGGCCUUGCUACAGAAAUGUAUGCAGAACCUACAAUAGGAACUGUAGUGACUCCUAUAGGGACACAAAAAGUUGAAGAAAGACAAAAGAUAAUAGAUGCUCAGUACAAAUGCUUUGAAAAAAUGUAUAGAGAUCCUUCAUACAACAAAACAGGUCCUUACUGUAAUCGAACCUGGGAUGGAUGGCUUUGUUGGGAUGACUCGCCAGCUGGGACAUAUACCUCUCAGAACUGCCCUAACUACUUUCCAGACUUUGACUCUACUGAAAAGGCAACGAAAUUCUGUGAUGAAACAGGCAGCUGGUUUCGACAUCCUGAAAGUAACAGAACAUGGUCCAACUAUACCCUCUGUAUUGCCUAUACUACGGACAAAUUAAAGAUGGCGUACAUACUCUACUACAUGGCCAUUGUCGGUCAUGCUUUAUCCAUAGCUUCUCUAUUGAUUUCCCUGGGGAUAUUCUUCUAUUUCAAGAGCCUCAGCUGCCAAAGGAUAACUCUCCACAAGAAUUUGUUUUGUUCCUAUGUAUUAAACUCUGUUUUUACAAUUGUACACCUCACUACAGUUGUAAGCAACCCAAAGGUAGUGGAAAGGAAUCCUAUUGGAUGUAAGGUUCUGCACUUUUUUCACCAAUAUAUGCUGGGAUGUAACUAUUUCUGGAUGCUUUGUGAGGGGAUAUACCUUCACACUCUUAUUGUGGUGGCAGUGUUUGCAGAAGAGCAACAUUUACACUGGUACUAUCUGUUAGGAUGGGGGUUCCCUUUAGUGCCUGCGUCGAUUCAUGCCAUUGCAAGAACUAAAUAUUUUGAUGAUAAUUGCUGGAUGAGUGUGGAAACCCAUCUCCUCUAUAUUGUCCAUGGACCCAUUGUUGCAGCAUUAUUAGUUAAUCUGUUCUUUUUGCUUAACAUAGUACGUGUCUUGGUCACAAAACUAAGAGACACUCAUCGAGCAGAGUCUAAUAUGUAUAUGAAAGCUGUUCGAGCCACCCUAAUCCUUGUCCCUUUGCUGGGAAUCCAGUUCGUUAUCAUUCCUUGGAGGCCAGAAAACAGACUUGCUGGAGAAAUAUAUGACUACAUCAUGCAUAUAUUAUUGCAUUACCAGGGCUUGCUUGUGGCAACCAUAUUCUGCUUUUUCAACGGGGAGGUGCAGGCAGCUCUCAGAAGGAAGUGGAUGCAGUAUAAAACACAGUGGGGUCAGCGUCGUCGAGAUCACUGCUCCAGUCGUUCUACAUCUUACACUGCGACAUCCAUAACAGAGGUCCCAGCUUACCUUUAUCACCAUGACUGCAGAAGUGAACAUUUGAAUGGAACACACUCCGAAGACUCUGAACUUGCUGUGUUGAGAUCAGCAGAGACAUACGCCUGACUGGAGAAUGAAUGAAUAAACAAAAUGGUCCUUCCGCAUUCUGUCCAUGUAAAACUCUCCACAGCCGAUGUCAUGCACAGAACAAUCUGACCAGGCGCCCAAGUUAUAAAAGUAAAUGCUUCAUUGGCAGUGACAGUCCUACCAAGGAAGUGCUGAUGCAUAUGAUAUUUGAAGUACAGUGUUGCUUAUAAAACAGGAUACACUGAGACCUACAGCAUUUACAAAGCUGCUAGUUCCAGGCUUUCAAGGGCUGAGAAAGAUCCUGUAACAGGACUGCAGUUGUACAAAUAUCAAAGGGUAUGUAGGUUCAUAGACUGGGACAGUCUCUAUUCAUGCUGAGCUAAACACAUAACAAAUUGUAAGAUAACAAAGUGAUACUGUGGAAUUAUAGGCUGAUAUGAUAAUGUUCCUCGGUGCCUAAACUUCAGCUUGUGGGUCUUGUACAUAUUUUCCAUGUUUAUCUUACAGUGUGAUUUUGGAUCGUUUAACUUUAUUUGAUCCUUUGAUGCCAUUUGUACUUUCUGUUAUUUUUUAAACACAAAUCUUCUACAUGCAGUUUUACAUGUUAUGGUUUUGGCCAUGAGAGCCGUUGAAAUGUUGCUAUAGUGGUAUAUCUGAAUGUGACUUAGAAGAGAAAACCUUACAACUGGAGCAGUCCUAAACUUGACAAAAGAAUACAUUUU
Polyodon spathula (Mississippi paddlefish) is the source of this 2285-nucleotide messenger RNA. RefSeq names its product calcitonin gene-related peptide type 1 receptor-like. Gene Ontology annotation, biological process: positive regulation of cytosolic calcium ion concentration; adenylate cyclase-activating G protein-coupled receptor signaling pathway; cell surface receptor signaling pathway. Gene Ontology annotation, molecular function: calcitonin receptor activity; amylin receptor activity. The transcript is spliced from 13 exons. Gene Ontology annotation, cellular component: axon; plasma membrane. Lineage: Eukaryota; Metazoa; Chordata; Actinopteri; Acipenseriformes; Polyodontidae. The coding region runs from base 181 to 1602 and encodes 473 amino acids. The record is from RefSeq and is a predicted model, not a curated record.